Messenger RNA from Emiliania huxleyi CCMP1516, 360 nucleotides. RefSeq lists its product as hypothetical. The record is from RefSeq and is a predicted model, not a curated record. Lineage: Eukaryota; Haptophyta; Isochrysidales; Noelaerhabdaceae. The coding region runs from base 1 to 360 and encodes 119 amino acids. The transcript has 3 exons.
AUGUCUCGAAAUGGCCAGCAGGCGCUGUCUGCUCGCGGUCUGAUUAGCUCACGCACCAGGACAGCCUCCUGCUCGUUAUUUUGGCUUGCCGAUAUGCAUCCAAAGUUCCACGCUAGCUCCUCCUUCGUCACGUCUAUCUUUUUGCAGUAUCUCGCGAAUGCCGUCCGCGCUUGCUGGGGUGUUAUUGCGUUCGGAUCCGCCCUGGUCCCCGCCCUGUAUCCCAUCUCCUUGCGGUGGCUCCUGUAUGAGUCCCCAUAUGACCAUGGCGACCCGCUCGGGCCGCUGCUGUGGUCCUUCGGGUACCACCAGGCGCUCCUCGAGAUGCAGGCGCGCAGUCCGGACUCGAUUUGCCUUGCGUAA